AUGGCCGUCUCCGGCAUUCCCUACGACGACGACAACGUGUUCAAGAAGAUCAUCGAGGGGACCGUCCCGAGCUACAAGAUCUUCGAGACCGAGCACGCGCUCGCGUUCCUCGACGCGUUUCCCAUGGUCAAGGGGCACUCCCUCCUCAUCCCCAAGGCUGUUGGGUACGCCAGCAUCAUCGAUAUGCCCGCGGACGUCGCCGCGAACGUGGUGAAGGAGCUCCCGAGACUCGCCAGGGUGGUCAAGGAGGCCACGGGUUGCGACGGGGUGAACAUCGUGCAGAACAACGGGGCGUGCGCGGGGCAGGUCGUGUUCCACGUGCACUUCCACGUGCUCCCGCGAUGGGGACCGGACAACGACGGACUCGUGCGCCUGGGGAAGAGCGGAGACAUGAUCUCCAAGGACGUCGCCUCCGAGCUGCUCCAGGCCAUGCAAGCCAAGCUGUAG
Messenger RNA from Micromonas commoda, 447 nucleotides. RefSeq lists its product with no specific name. NCBI's taxonomy places the organism in Eukaryota, Viridiplantae, Chlorophyta, Mamiellophyceae, Mamiellales, Mamiellaceae. Gene Ontology annotation, molecular function: adenylylsulfatase activity. The coding region runs from base 1 to 447 and encodes 148 amino acids. Gene Ontology annotation, biological process: purine ribonucleotide metabolic process; sulfur compound metabolic process. The record is from RefSeq and is a predicted model, not a curated record. The transcript has a single exon.